AUGGUAUCCGAGGAUCAACUCCCGGUCCUCAAGGUCCUGAUCAUCGGUCCUUCUGGCGCCGGCAAGUCUGCAUACUGCGAUGACCAAUUCGACCCGGAGUCGAUGACGGCAACGAUCGGUAUCGAUUUUAAGAUGAAGAAACUUGCCGUGCAUGGCAAGGCAUACCGGCUGAACAUAUUCGAUACCGCUGGCCAAGAACGCUUCCGUACUCUGUCGACUAGCUACUACAGAGGCGCGCAUGCCGUUAUCCUGGUCUACGAUAUCACCAGCCGGAAGAGCUUUCUCAGCAUGGAGAAGUGGAUCGACGAGGCAAGAUCGAACGCAUCGCCGGAUGCCGUUCUUUAUUUGGUCGGAAGCAAGUUGGAUAAGAUAUCCGCAGGCGGCGGCGGGCGGGCCGUUACCGAGGAGGAAGGCAGGGCGUUCGCGGAAUCGCAGGGCGCCGGCUUCUGCGAAGUCAGCUCCAAGACGCGCGAGAACAUCCGCCGGCCGUUCGUCGAGGUCGUGGACCGGAUCGUUCAGAAACCGCAGCUCCUAGCCGCCGCCACGCCCGUGUCCAGCAACGCGGGGGGUAUAAAUCUAGGUCUAGGGUCCGACUACUCUUCCGCUUGUCCCUGCUAA
Annulohypoxylon truncatum is the source of this 618-nucleotide messenger RNA. Its product is annotated as ras-domain-containing protein. NCBI's taxonomy places the organism in Eukaryota, Fungi, Ascomycota, Sordariomycetes, Xylariales, Hypoxylaceae. The record is from RefSeq and is a predicted model, not a curated record. The coding region runs from base 1 to 618 and encodes 205 amino acids. The transcript has 5 exons. Gene Ontology annotation, molecular function: GTPase activity; GTP binding.